Molecule: messenger RNA, 3073 nt
Organism: Epinephelus lanceolatus (giant grouper)
Lineage: Eukaryota; Metazoa; Chordata; Actinopteri; Perciformes; Serranidae
Source: RefSeq, a predicted model, not a curated record
GGGGGGGACCAUACUAAACUGGUGUUCACUAUACUUCUGUCAUGUUUUUAUUCAGAUAUAAAAUAAGAUUUUGUUUCUGAACAAGCUUUGAGAAGACCUGCGACUGAUUUUGAACUCUUUCGCCUCGUAUAAUGUGAUGACACAAUAUGGAUGAUCUGACGUGGAACAGAUAAGAGGUGAAGGAUCGGGAAAGCAAGAGAAGACUGAGGCAGUUUAACACAGAGAAAGCGCUUAUCAUCAACUUACACAAGACAUCAUGUCCACCUCGAUAAGGCAGGAGAGAACUAUUUGUGUUCUCCUCCCGAACAAAGAGCAGCUGGACAUCACUGUCGGGCUGAAAUCCACAGGGCAGGAUGUUUUUAAUCGAGUGUCAGAGCUUCUUGGAAUCAAAGAGCUGCAUUUCUUUGGCCUCACAGUGGUGAAAGACAAUGAACACAUAUUUUUAGACAUGGAGGAGAAACUGACAAAGUACUUUCCAAAGGAGUGGAAGCAAGAUUCGGGAAAGGGGCUACAGAAGAGACCUUUGCCUCUAUUCCUCUGCCUCAAAGUGCAGUACUACAUAGAGAACGGCCGACUCAUUUGUGAACGUAAGGCACGGCAUCUAUACUACUCUGACUUGCGGGAACGGGUGCUUCGCUCUGAAUGUCGUCAGCAGGAGGAGGUGUACUUCCAGCUGGCAGGUUACGCCUUGCAAGCUGACCUCGGUGACCACACGCUACCCAGGGAGGAUAUGGAGGUCACGCCUUACUUUGAACCCAAGGAAUACUUUCCACCAUGGAUUGUAGCUAAGCGGGGAGUAAACUAUCUGCUCUGCCAUGGGCCCAAGGUGCAUCAGGAGCUGUGGGGCAUGUCUACUCGUGAUGCCAUGCUGCUUUUCAUCAGGGAGUCAUGUCGACUGGAGGAUGUGCCCGUCACGUUUUACAAACUGCAAAAGGACAAAAAGGCAGAGAGAGGAACAGCAUUGCUCGGUCUGACCCUGCGAGGAAUGCAGGUUUAUCAGGAGGUGAACAACAUUCGACAGCUGCUGUACGACUUCCCCUGGUCAAACGUGGGACGUCUCACCUUCCUGGGUAAGAAAUUCGAGAUCCAGCCAGAUGGCCUGCCGUCAGCCAGGAAGCUGGUUUACUACACAGGGUCAUCGUUCCGCUCUCGCCACCUCCUGCUGCACCUGAGCAGCAGCCAUCGCCUCUACCUCAGCCUCCAGCCUGCCCUCAAACAUCUACGCCAGCUGGAGGAGAGCGAAGAUAAAAAGUGUUACAGAGAGUCAUACAUCAGUGAUGACCUGGACUUGGACCCCCCAGGCAGCGAGAGCAGCCCCGGUCUCUCUCGACACUCCACCAGCAGCUCUGGAAUUGAAGCUGACGCUCGUCAACACAGCAUCUCCACAGAGGUGGCCUCCAUGGAGGACGAAGGUCACCGGCAAGCAGAGAAGUGUUUCAGUUCAGGAGCCAGCUGCGGCAGCUCCUUUACUUCUGGGUUUGACGCAGGCAGCAAGGCACGGAUAGAAGAUGAAGGGUGGCAAGAGGAAGAGAUCAAGACGUGUGUUGGAAGUCCAAAGGAGGUUCUUGUGGAUGAUCCUUAUGAGAUGUUCCAGUUGGCAGAUCUUCUUGAAGGAGUGUCAGUGGAUUGUUCAGAACUCGCUUCAGAGACUCCUUCACCAGAAAACACAGCAUGUCCCCCAGACAGUGAUGAAGACCAUGGGAAGUUACGUAACAAAGAUACGUUACAACAGAAAUCUAAGACACAAGUCAGCGUGGAUCGGCACAGCCACAGUCUAGAUGAUGUCCGUCUGUUCCCACCUCCGGCACCCCUGGGGACGACACUGCCACCUGAUUCCUCCCACAGCUAUACCUUUGGUCUCCCAGAUGCCUCAACAAACACAAAGACCCCUGUUGAUGACAGUUAUUACCCGCUUUUGCACUGCCAAGCCAAACCUUCCUUCUAUGGCCGCAGGUCCACUAACUGCCUCUCCUUGGACAUGUUAGGUGAUGAACAGUUCCUGGAAUUCAUUCUUUGAAUACAUCAAGUGUUGAUGUCUACAAAUAGGCCCAUUUUCCUCCUUCAUUUACAGUGCAGCUUAACUUGUAAGUUGCCAACACAUGAAUGUCUCAAUGUUUUCUACUGUAUGAUGAUGACAUCGUGGGAUGUGUGUGUUUCAAAGUGCAGAGACGCAUUAUGAAAAAUGACGGGACCCAUCAUUCCUCUUAGGAAACUGUGGAAUAGAGAUCAGAGAUCUGAUUCAGCAACAUUUCAGUCAGUAGACAGAGCAUAUUUAUUUUUGUUGUAUAUUAUGUACAUACUACUUGCACUAUUUUAUUACAUAUGAACAAAAUAUUUCUAAUCAAUUUUAUUGUCUUUUAUAAAGUUCACCUUGUAAAAAUAUUUCUGAAGUGUCAGUUUGACAGUAAGAGAUAUUUUGACAUUCAUUAGAUGGGAUUUAAGCUUCCCUUGCCAUUAUCCUGUCUGCUAAUGUAAACACUGAAAUGUCCUUGUUUUAUUCAGGAGAAACUCCAGAAGCCACGGUGCUAAUGAUUGUGCUCCUGCAUUCCUUUAUCAUGUUUUUUUUAAGAAUCAUAUUUUAUAAUAUACUCUAUUUUUGUAUAGUGUGCUCUGUCAUGCUUUUCCUAUUAGUCUGCCACAGCAAUGUAGUUGCCGAUGUGGAAAAUUGAACCUCUUUACAGCUGGUAAUGCAUUCAUCCAAAGCCUCCUUGUUCUAUACUCCCUCCCCGCUGUCUUAAUUAAGUAUUCUUUGUAAAGCACUAUUUCUGUAACCAGUGUAUAAUGAAUCUGCAGUAUUUUUGUAUUAUAUAACCUCCAAACAAAGAGCCUUUCUGUUGUUUUUUUUUCUCAAAUGUUGUUUUUACUGUUGUGUAAAUGACAGUUUGGAUGCAAAAGAACUGACGUGAUUAGCCAAUAUGAACUCACUUGGAAAGAUUGUACUUUGUACUAUUGUAAAAACGUUUUCAACGCUAAUAAUGUAUGAGCUGACAGUGUUAAUUCACAAUACUGAACAAUUCAUUUUUACCUAAAGCAAUGUUUUUUUUUUUAUAUAAUAGUAAAAAUAAAAUCUUUA